Cucurbita pepo subsp. pepo (vegetable marrow) is the source of this 1389-nucleotide messenger RNA. RefSeq names its product polyphosphatidylinositol phosphatase. The record is from RefSeq and is a predicted model, not a curated record. NCBI's taxonomy places the organism in Eukaryota, Viridiplantae, Streptophyta, Magnoliopsida, Cucurbitales, Cucurbitaceae.
UUUGAAGGGAAUUCUGGAGAAUAAGCGAAGGUGGAGCGCCGUCUAUGGUGUCUGUGAAGAACCAUGAGAAUUUGCAGCGAACGGCGUCGUUUCCUCUUCCUUCUUCCUCUUCUCUUCUUCCUUCCACAUCUCCUCUCCUUUCUAGAGUUGCAUCGUGACCUAACCUUGCAAGAUCAGUCCAACAAACGAAGCAAGAAAUUCGACCAUUUGAUUCUUGGCCCUGCCGCCGGCCAAGGCCACCCCGAUCGGUUGCAAUGCUCAGGCACCAAAGCCCUCAACGGCACUCAUUUCCCUACUACUCCUCAUUCGGCCAAUACUCGGGACAACGUUCACUUUGUAACUGUCUUUACUGUUUAUAAUGCUUCUCAGGAUUCUAAAGUGAUUAGCAGAUCAACUGACGUUGUAAAAGUUGGGGAUGCUUCAUAUAAUAAAGUGGAGAGGUCGAUGGCUGUUUUAAACGUCUUCAUCGACUUCAUUCAGGUUUCAAUGCCCCAGAGUAAUGUAAUAAUUUUAACCGAUCCAGCUUCAGAUCUACCGAUACGCAGAGAUGGAGUGGCUGUGUAUCCAAUACAGGGUGAAUAUUCACGAGACACAUUGAUGCUUCAAAGAAUCAGGUCUUACUUGAGCUUUCUAGAUGCAAGACUUGCGGAGCAACGGCGGGGUCCAAAAAAUACUGAUCAUUACAUCUUCACGGACUCGGAUAUGGCGGUGGUCGGUGAUUUAGGAGAAAUCUUUCAUAAGCAUCCAAAUUUUCAUCUGGCUCUCACUUUCAGAAAUAACAAAGCACAACCUUUGAAUUCAGGGUUUAUAGCUGUGAGAGGUACUGAAGAUGGAAUUCUAAGAGCUAAGGCUUUUCUCCAAGAAGUGCUGAAGAUAUACAGUUCAAAAUUCAUGAAAGCAUCACGAAUGCUCGGAGAUCAAUUAGCUCUUGCAUGGGUUGUGAGGUCAAAUCGUUCAUUCGAUGCAAGGAAAUUCAGCAAACCAGAAACCUUCAUAGAAGAAAUUAAUGGCGUUUCGGUACUUUUCUUACCAUGCGCCUUGUACAAUUGGACCCCUCCCGAGGGUGCAGGUCAAUUCCACGGCAUGCCCAUGAAUGUUAAGGUUGUUCAUUUCAAAGGAUCAAGAAAACGACUUAUGCUAGAAUCUUGGAACUUCUAUAGAUCCUCGUCCAGCAUCUCGGACAUGUUGUGCCUCAUUUUAAGCAGUGGCCGAACGAAGUAUGAUUUUUAAACAAAGGUUAGAGCUAUUGUUUUCUCUCUUUUGUUAGCCUCCAAAUCCACUUGAGGGAUCUUCUUCUUCUUGAGAUUAUUAUUCUUCAUGAAUUGUUCAAAAGCUCUGUACAUUAUACUUUUCUUUUUUUAACUAAAAAGUUUUACAUUCUUUAUUGAA